Molecule: messenger RNA, 1066 nt
Organism: Blepharisma stoltei
Lineage: Eukaryota; Ciliophora; Heterotrichea; Heterotrichida; Blepharismidae
Source: the annotation of a GenBank genome assembly
AUGCAUUUUGUCAUCAACAUUUUCCUCAUAAAUAUAAAUUGGUAUUUUCCUUAUAAUCUGUUAGGAGAUAAUAUGGAUCAAGAAUACGAUCACCUUUUCAAGAUUUUAAUUAUCGGUGACAGUUCAGUUGGCAAAACUUCAGUGCUUUUAAGAUUUGUAGACGACAUGUACAGCCCAGAAUUCCAGACAACAAUAGGGGUUGACUUCAAAAUAGCGAAUCUAAAUGUAUUCUCUAUACAAUAAGCUUUAUAUUCCAAAAUAAGCGUAUAGUUUUGAGUAUAAAAAUGGAAAAUCUAGCUUAGAAGAGUAGUAUAAAUGGAAAAGUCAUCAAACUUCAGCUCUGGGAUACAGCUGGACAAGAUAGAUUUAGAAAUAUUGUUGCUUCCUAUUAUAGAGGAGCUCAAGGUAUAAUGCUUAUGUAUGAUAUUACAAAUCCUACCAGCUUCCAAAAUAUUACACGUUGGCAUGAAGAAGCUCAAGGCUAUUUGCAGAGCUCAGUCCCGAAGCUUUUGAUCGGAAACAAAAGUGAUUUAUCUCAUCAAAGACAAGUGAAGCAAGACGAAGCUCAACAACUUGCAGAAAGACUUGGGAUGGAUUAUAUAUAUUCUCUUUAUAAUUAAAUAAAAUUGAUAUUUCCAUCCUAAUAAAAUAAUUUUUUAAAAAUAAAAUAUUUAAAAAUUAAUAUAUUUCGAGAACAGCUAUGGCUCGACCUUGAAUUCCCCUCACCAUAUUACAGUUUCAUUCUCAAUAAAUAGGUAAAGAAAAUGGUAAGUCAUCAUUAUGAAUUGAGAUUUUUUCUGUUUUUCAUCUAAACUGAAAUUGUUAGGGGAUAGGGUGAGGAAAGGGGGAGUCAAGAUCUAUCUAUAACCUUGCUUACUCUAUAUAUUAAAGUAUAGAAACUUCAGCAAAAAGCUCUCAGAAUGUCAAACAAGCCUUCGAAAAUAUGUCCAAAAAAAUCCUAUCAACAGUCUCCGCCACCAGACCCACAAGCACCAGUUACGCUCCCACCUCAACACGUGUUACCUCAGGAACUUCAAUUGCAAAGACUGGAGGUUGCUGCGGGUAG